Messenger RNA from Arachis ipaensis, 1388 nucleotides. RefSeq names its product Polyketide cyclase/dehydrase and lipid transport superfamily protein. NCBI's taxonomy places the organism in Eukaryota, Viridiplantae, Streptophyta, Magnoliopsida, Fabales, Fabaceae. Gene Ontology annotation, molecular function: lipid binding. The record is from RefSeq and is a predicted model, not a curated record.
CCAAUUCCCAAAUAACAAGUCCAAUUGGGACCGGCUCCUCUCUGCCUGCUCUAUCAUGGCACGUGACUGGGGCCUCCCUCCAUUAGAGAAAGUUGUAUGGUAGGGUUUGGUUUUUUGAUUGCAGAGGAACCAUCACACGGCAAUAAAAGAAAGAAUACGUUACACCUUUUCAUAACCAAAUUAGAAAUUACCACACUAAUGUGAUGUAUGUAUAAGGUUCCAAAGUUGAGAGUUCCAAGUCCAUCUCCGCAGUUCGGUUUAAUUAAUUAAUUAAUUAUCAAUCUUGUAAUUUAAUUUCCCCAACAGUCCAUGUGCAUCAUAUUUUCCAUUCUUGUUGGUGCUGCUUUUGGAGAAGGAAAGAAUCUAUCUAUUUACUUUUAUUUAUACACAAAGAAUGAAGAGAGAGGGGUUAUUGUUAUUGAUCUAAUCAUUUUAUAGAUCAAGAUGAGCAACAGUCCAAGUCCCACACCGUGCAGCCGAUCCUGGUCAAUAAGCGAGGAGUCACUUAGAAGGUAUGUGAAGUUCGCGAGUGAGAGCUGCAUUCAGGAGCUUCUGGCUGCUUCAGACACAAAUAAUAACAACAAAGGGAACAACAAUAUUAACAUUAUUAAUAGUAAUUAUGAUAAUGAUGGUGGUUGGAAGCUCCUCACUCUCGACAACGGUGUAGAGAUUUCCAAACGGAGGUCAGGCUCGCUCCACACUUUCCGCAGCCGCUGGGUUCUUCCCUCUGUCUCUCCCCAACAAUUCAUCACUGUCGCCAACGCCAUUGACGCUGCAAAGCAAUGGGACUCGGAUCUGGUGGAAGCUCGGUACAUAAAAGAUCUGGAAGAGAACCUGAGCAUAAUUCGGCUAAGGUUUGGAGAAAACUCGAAGCCUCUGUUCAGGAAUAGAGAAUUCAUAGUGUACGAGCGGCGUGAGACCAUGCAAGAUGGGACCUUGGUGGUGGCGGUUGCUUCACUGCCAAAAGAAAUCGCUGCUGGCUUACAUCCCAAGCAAAGUAAUGCCAUCAGAGCCCUCUUGCUACAAUCUGGAUGGGUCGUUGACAAGCUUGAAGAUAAUUCAUGUGUCGUUACUUAUGUUGUUCAGCUGGAUCCUGCUGGAUGGUUGCCCAAGUGCUUUGUCAACCGGUUUAACACAAAACUCGUCAUGAUUAUUGAGAACCUUAGAAAAUUGGCCCAGCAAGCUUGUCCUCCAAUUGAACCUCAAAAAUAAUUCCUACUUCUAUAUAUUUGUAAAGUUUGGAGGGAACAGGUCGGAGCCAGGGAGUGUAACACCAACUAUAUAUAUAUAUACUAUAAUCAAGUGAGCCAAUUUCGGCACUGCAACUGCAAUAUAUAUAAAAAAAUGUUUAAUUAAUUAUUAGUGAUAACCAAUAAGCCUUUGCUCUA